Molecule: messenger RNA, 1539 nt
Organism: Candidozyma haemuli
Lineage: Eukaryota; Fungi; Ascomycota; Pichiomycetes; Serinales; Metschnikowiaceae
Product: aldehyde dehydrogenase family protein
Exons: 1
Coding region: 1-1539 (512 amino acids)
Molecular function (GO): aldehyde dehydrogenase (NAD+) activity
Source: RefSeq, a predicted model, not a curated record
AUGUCGGUGAAAAUUGAAUUAUACGAUAAAUCCUCAAUUGACCUUCCAACCGGAUUGUUUAUCAACAACGAGUUCAGAGCUGCCAGUGACGGUUCUACCUUGACUACGCCUAACCCUGCUACGGGUGAAGACUUGGCUACCAUCAGUGCUGCCACUGAAAAGGACGUUGAUGCUGCUGUGGCUAGUGCUCGUGAAGCGUUUGAAAACGUCUGGGGCACCAACUCUACUCCAGGCGAACGUUCGCUGCUUCUUAACAAAUGGGCUGACUUGAUUGAACAGGACAUUGAAAAACUUGCCCAGUUGGAGAGUUUGGAUAACGGUAAACCUGUUUGGAUGGCUCGUGACGUGGACAUUGUGGACUCCAUUGGAUGUCUUCGUUACUACGCUGGUCUUGCUGAUAAGAUCGAGGGCCGUACCAUUGAGCAGCAGGAAGGUGUCAAGUUGGCAUUUACCAGACCAGAGCCAAUUGGUGUGUGCGGUCAGAUUAUCCCAUGGAACUACCCAAUCCAGAUGUUUGCUUGGAAGGUGGCUCCUGCUCUCGCUGCUGGUAACACCAUUGUCAUGAAACCAGCUGAACAGACCCCAUUGAGUGCUCUUCGUUUGGCUGAAUUGGCUGUCAAGGCUGGCUUCCCUCCUGGCGUGUUGAACAUUGUCAACGGUGUGGGUGCCGUUACUGGUAAUGCCAUUGCCAACCAUCAUGACAUUGAUAAGGUCGCUUUCACCGGUUCGAGUGUCACUGGCCGUAAGAUCAUGACUGCUGCUGCCAGCAGUAACUUGAAGAAGGUUACUCUUGAAUUGGGUGGUAAGUCUCCUGUGGUUGUUUUCGACAGCGUCGACAUUGACCAAACUGCCAACUGGGUCUGUAUGGCUAUCUUGUUCAACCAUGGCCAGGACUGUUGUGCUGGUUCCCGUCUCUUCGUUCAGGAUACCAUCAAAGACAAGUUCUUGGAGGUUCUUAAGCGCAAGAUUGAGGAGAUCCAGAUCGGUGACCCAAGUGACAUCAAGACUUUCAUGGGUCCUCUCGUGUCUAAGGUCCAAUUCGAAAAGGUCAAGCAGUACAUUAAGUACGGUGAAGAAGAGGGCGGAAAGGUCCUCACAGGUGGCCAGGAGAAGUUGAACCAGUUGGACGCCAAGUUCAAGAACGGUUACUUUGUUAUUCCAACCGUCUACACUGAAUGUAAGAAGGGUAUGAAGAUUGUCGAUGAUGAAAUUUUCGGCCCUGUUCUUGCUGUCCAGACUUUCUCCACUGAAAAGGAAGCUAUCAAGUUGGCCAACGAUACUGCUUACGGUCUUGGUGGUGGUAUCUUCUCUCAGAACGCUUCUCAGUGUAUGAGAAUGGUUCAUGCCAUCAAGGCUGGUACUGUCUGGUGCAACCAGUACAUGGCAUUGAGCAACUCUGUGCCAUUCGGUGGUAUGAAGCAGUCCGGUUUCGGUCGUGAAUUGGGUAUUGAGGGCUUGAAGGAGUACACCCAAACCAAGGCUGUUCACUGGAACUACGGUGAAGAGAUCCCAUGGCCUCUUGACGGUACCAACGUUUAA